Molecule: messenger RNA, 667 nt
Organism: Drosophila teissieri
Lineage: Eukaryota; Metazoa; Arthropoda; Insecta; Diptera; Drosophilidae
Exons: 1
Coding region: 143-592 (149 amino acids)
Source: RefSeq, a predicted model, not a curated record
AUCCUGGUUUUUGCAAUUAAAAUCAUAGCAUAUGGAAAUUAUAAUGAACUUAUAAAGAUGUUAUUAUUAUAAUUUGUUAUUGGAUCGAUAUAAAAAGGAGCCAUCAAGUAAUUCUAAAAAUCAGGACCUAAAGCAUGAAAGAAUGGCAGAGCAUCUUCCAAUAGCAGUAGAGGAUCAUGAGAUCUUAGGGGAAUACAUUAGGAUUGAUCAGAAACUGCUUCCAACUGACAAACAGGAUCUUGAGAUGAAACAGCAGACUGAAAUUCAGGAAACAAAGGAUCUGGACAAGCUAACCGAGAAUCACAAGCAACAGCAGGAUGUGGGGAGCCAGUUGCCACGUAGGCAUCCCAAUGGCGGCGCCUCCCAAUCGACUCAAGUGCGUCCAAGUCGCGUGACGCCACCCAUGCCGUCGGAGGAAACGAUGCGCCACUCCAUAGCCGACAACCUGAUGGAGAUCCUGUUAAAUAUGACUAAUCCGCAGCAUCGGCAGCGGUGCUUUUCCCUCUUGCAGGUGGGCGAUGCUCUGCAGGCACGCAGUCGCAUCCUGGCCGUCCUGCAGCAAAUCGACGAGAGGCGCACGACUCGCAGAUGAAUUAUCUACAUCAAAGUUAUCCAUCUACAAAGUCUGGUAUAUCUUAAUCAUAAUCAAAACUUAUAAUGCCUUUGA